Molecule: messenger RNA, 2310 nt
Organism: Xiphophorus maculatus (southern platyfish)
Lineage: Eukaryota; Metazoa; Chordata; Actinopteri; Cyprinodontiformes; Poeciliidae
Gene: creb3l2
Product: cAMP responsive element binding protein 3 like 2
Exons: 12
Coding region: 504-2129 (541 amino acids)
Biological process (GO): regulation of transcription by RNA polymerase II
Molecular function (GO): DNA-binding transcription factor activity, RNA polymerase II-specific; cAMP response element binding
Source: RefSeq, a predicted model, not a curated record
AAGUGCGUCACAAACAACUGGAAAAGAUUACUCGCUUCGCAGUUUAUGUUUUUAAUUAAAGCGUGUAUUUAAUGCUUAUUCUGUCCGGCUUCAUCCUGCUUCAAACAAUCAGACUUUAAAGAAUUUUUUAAAAGUAUUUUCUUGAAUGUCUCCCCGUUUUUUUUGCUCCACUUCCCCUGCCCGACUUCUUGUCUCCGCCCACACAUUCCUGUGUGUCUGCAGUUUCGGGAGGAGAGAAAAGGGAAAAGGGAUCCGGCUGGAAACAGUCUGUGGACCUCGAACCGGAGAGGAGAUGAUCCCAAACAAUAACAACAACAUUUCUCAGCCUGAAUCCGACCCAUGAGAAAGCAGCUGUUUACACAAACCAGUGCUCAAUUCAUUUUUUUAAUCAAACAAGUUAUUUUUUAAACUUUUAUUUAAGUUUUGAGUUGAUUUUAAAAAAACAAAACAAAAAAAACUUUAAGCCAUAGAGCAGAGGAAGAAGACGAAAGGAAGGAAAAAUCAUGGAGAUCCUGGACAGCAGCGAGUCGUUGCUCCACUGGGACAGAAACCUGAGCGAGCUGUCGGAGGCCGGGGAGCUGGACUCCGUGCUCUACACCAAUCACUUCUGUGAGCUCCUGGACGACCUCUCCCCGGACGCUUUGCUGGGCCAGCUGCUCAGCGACCCCUUCCUGUCUGGGGACAAAGGCGGCGUGGAGUCCAUGGAGGGAGAGGACGGCGGCGAGCUGUCCCCGUCGUCUCCUCUGCCCCCGCACAUCACCGCCGAGCACAGCUACUCGCUGUGUGGAGACAGCCGGCCUCAGUCGCCGCUGUCGCACCUCACUGGAGAGCACUGCAGCGAAGCAGAGUCUGAUGGAGACUCCCCUGAGUGGGCCAUGGAGCAGGAAGAGGCCAUUGAGGGCCUCCUUUGUGUGACUCCUUCUCUGCUCCCCACUCUUUCGCUCUCUCUGGCCUCCAGUGAGGACCCUCGUGGGCCUGAGGGCCCCGCUUUGGCCCCUGUGGCCCAAACAGCAGCCAGCAGCAUCACCAACCAAGGCAAAGCAAUCAAGAUUAAGGAGGAGAAAAUCAUCCCUGAGAUUAAGCUGGAGCCUCAUGAAGUGGACCAGUUCCUCAAUUUUUCACCCAAAGGUCUGGAGUCCCUGCAGAUGCCUCCCACUCCUCCCAGUUCCCACGGCAGUGACUCUGAGGGCAGCCAGAGCCCCGUCCACGCCCCUCCCAGUAUGUCCUGCCCCACCUCCCCCAGCAGCCCACCUCCGCCUCAGGCCAGCGUCAAGGUGUCUCCGCGCGCCGCGUCCUCCCUGUCCAACUCCCCGCUGCUCACCGCUCCUCAUAAGUUACAGGGGUCUGGGCCGCUGAUCCUGACCGAGGAGGAGCGUCGAACGCUGGUGGCCGAAGGUUAUCCUGUUCCUACCAAACUGCCGCUCACCAAAGCAGAAGAGAAGGCACUAAAGAAGAUCCGCCGGAAAAUCAAAAACAAGAUUUCAGCUCAAGAGAGUCGCAGGAAGAAGAAAGAAUACAUGGAUGCUCUGGAGAAAAAGGUGGAGACAUGCUCCAAUGAGAACAACGAGCUACGCAGGAAAGUGGAAACUCUCGAGUGCACAAACAAGUCUUUGCUGCAGCAGCUGCAGGCUCUGCAGGCGAUGGUGGCAGGAAAAAUCCAGAAGUCGUGCAGGAUGGCAGGCACCCAGACAUCCUCAUGCUUAAUGGUGGUCGUGUUGUGUUUCGCUCUGUUUCUGGGGAGUUUUUACCCGAGCAGCUUCACUCUGUCAUCAAGCAUCACUGAAACGGGCGUGCCAUCCAGACAGAUGCCUGAAUCCUACACAGCUACAGUGAAAAGCAGGAGUUUGCUGUCGACCUUCGAGGACGAGCAGCCGCACCUCCUGGGCCUCGGCGGCGAAUACCCCGAGCAGUGGGAGGACGCGCCGGCCGUCGUCAUGGCAACGUGGCGCCGUUCAGAGCAGCAGAAACUCGGCUCCGAACCGAACCGAGCGGAGAGGCACCCGCCUUUCAGGAACAAAAGCAACGACACGCAGAAGAACCUGCUGCUAGACCUGCACAGGUCGCAGACGGCGAACAGGAGCAGCAGUAAAGUUUUAGAGCUGGAUCGAUCGGUCAACGAGACUUCCUGAGGUCUCACUUCGCCCCAUCCUAAAAGAUUUCUCUGGAGCUUUUUCAUGUGUCUGGAAGCAGCAGCGCCCCCUGUUGACUGACUGAGGUCCGACGCCACCUCUGCUCCAUCAAAUACACUGAAAUUGUAAUAACAAAGAGGCACUGGUUGCCUUGUAUUUCUGAAUUAAAAGUAAAGUUGCA